AUGGGAGUCGGCGCGGGGGAGGGUGGCUACGACCUGUUGACUACCGCGGUUGCCGUCGUACACCCCUUCCAGCUCGCGGUCCCUGCUCUCGUCCGUGCAUUCUGUGUAGUCCUGUGCUACCGUAACAUUACCAUGGCAGGCGUCGCUUGGCACUAUGUUUUGAAGUUCAUCAUUACAGGCAAGUCAUGCGACUCUGCCGUCGGCAAAUCCUCCCUGUUAGUCCGUCUUACAGACCAACGGUUCUUGGCAAAUCCUGACCCAACACUAGGAGUAGAAUUCGGUUCGAAACUUAUCUCCCUCCCAGAGGAGAACAAAGUUGUCAAACUCCAAUGCUGGGACACUGCCGGCACGGAAUCGUUCAGGUCCAUAACGCGUUCGUACUACCGCGGCGCCGCAGGCUGCCUCCUUGUCUACGAUGUGACCGCGCGGCAAACUUUCGUGAGCGCGCGAUCGUGGCUGGCCGACGUGCGGGAACACGCUGACCCACACUUGACUUGCAUUCUGGUCGGAAACAAGAUUGACCUGUGUUCCGAUGACGGUCCUCCGGGUCCCGGCAAGCGCGCGCGGGAGGUCUCCACGGAAGAAGCAGAGCUAUGGGCUCAGGAAGAGGGCCUGCUGUUCGUGGAGGCCAGCGCGAAAUCAGGCCACAACGUCGAGGCUGCAUUUGAACAGGCCACCCGGGAUAUCCUCGAUAAGAUCCGAAGAGGAGUAUUCGAUGAUGCCAGGUCACCUGGCGUUAAGUUAUCAAAGCCGUCAGAUACGAAUUUGACAUUAGACGCGGACACUUCCGAGGGACGCUGUUGCUAA
Molecule: messenger RNA, 807 nt
Organism: Fibroporia radiculosa
Lineage: Eukaryota; Fungi; Basidiomycota; Agaricomycetes; Polyporales; Fibroporiaceae
Exons: 6
Coding region: 1-807 (268 amino acids)
Biological process (GO): regulation of endocytosis
Cellular component (GO): endosome
Molecular function (GO): GTPase activity; GTP binding
Source: RefSeq, a predicted model, not a curated record